ACUGUUUUCUACCUUUACAGGUCGGCAGGUUUGGUUUUCGGGCUGGUUCGUCCGUCGAAAGUUGGAUACACGUCUACGGUUUCAACUUCUUAACUCGUUACUGGACUACUUUUACUUUACACAAAUGUUUGCUUUUAGUUUUCUGACUAAAAGACACAAAGUGGGUUUGAAUUUCGAUAUUUUUGCAUAUUUUUUUGGUCAGUGAAUCUCUCCAGGCACCUCAGCCGAGGAGGCUUCUUCUGAGGAUGUUUUAACGGUCGGUUAGCAUACCGUCACGGUAUUCCGCACGGUUUUAUUUUAAACUAAAUAUUAGUAUGAAGAUGCAGCCUAUGGACUAAUGAUCUUAAUCUGUGGGGUGGGGUGCUGCCAAAGAUAGUACGAUCCAAUAUAGUAAUGCACUGGAUUGAACCUACACGGUGCCACCUAAUCUUCUAGUUAUAUAGACGUUAUUUUUGAAUAUGCCCACUUUACAGCUGCUUUACUGAUUACUUGCUCCUUCUGCAUUUUAUAUUGAGUGGUGAACAAAGUGGACGAGACGUUUUACAGUGUGUAAUCCAUCAUUCUCUUGAACAGAGACGAUGGCACUGAGUGGGAACUGUAGGACUCAGCCUGCGCCUAAAGAGCAAACGUGCGCACAAAACUGCUUCCCAGACGUAAUUGAGCUAAAUGUGGGCGGCCAGGUGUACUACACACGCCACGCCACACUGGUCAGCCUACCCGGGUCACUGCUGGGCAAAAUAUUCAGCCCGAAAAGCAACACCUUGCCCGAUCUCGCCCGAGACAACAAGGGACGCUACUUCAUCGAUCGUGAUGGCUUCUUGUUCCGCUACGUGCUGGACUUUCUCCGGGACAGGCAGGUGGUCCUGCCCGAGCACUUCCCCGAGAAAGCCAGACUAAGGAAAGAAGCGGAACACUUCCAGCUGCCCGAUCUGGUGAAAUUACUAAUGCCUGAGGAGGUGAAGCCCGGUUCGGACGACUGGGGCCACAGCGACCACGAGGACGGUUCCUUGGGAAGCGAUCAUCGCGCGUGUCCGCCUCCGUCGCUCGUGCCCGCCGAUCGGAAAAGCGGCUUUCUCACCGUGGGCUACCGAGGCUCAUGCACGGCAGGCCGCGAGAGUCAAGCAGACGCCAAGUUCAGGCGCGUUCCUCGGAUCAUGGUGUGCGGCCGAAUCGCAUUAGCCAAAGAGGUCUUCGGAGAGACCCUGAACGAGAGCCGCGACCCUGACCGCACUCCCGAUCGCUACACGUCGAGAUUUUACCUCAAGUUCAAGCAGCUGGAGCGCGCCUUCGAUAUGCUCUCCGAGUGCGGAUUCCACAUGGUGGCGUGCAACUCAUCACUUUCGUCCUCCGUCAUCAGCCAGCAGCACAUCGAUGACAAGAUGUGGUCCAGUUACAUGGAGUACGUCUUUUAUCGUGGUCCAUCACGUUGGUCCUCGCCGGCAUGCGACUGCUGCUGUAAGGGCCACAAAGGCGAAGGAGAGGGUGAAAGUGGCACCUCCUUUAACGAGUUAUCCACCUCAAGCUCAGAGAGCCAAUCGGAGGCUAAUUCUCCCCAGGGCACGGUCAUCCGAGGCCCCGUUACCCGCCAGACGCACGUCCAGACUCUCGACCGACCGCCCAAGAAAGAAAGGCCAGGCGCGCAGCACCUGCAGCAGCAGCAAUCCGAGCAGCGACGCAAGAGCGACCUUCUUCGCACCCUCACCGCAAGCUCCCGGGACACCAGCAUCAGCAAAAAGCGACCUGCCAAAGAAAAGAUGAGCGUGGAAGAGGAGCUGGAGAAGUGCAUCCAGGACUUCCAGAAAAUCAAGAUCCCUGAACGUUUCCCAGAGCGCAAGUACAUGUGGCAAGCUGACCUUCUGCGCAAGUACCGGCUUUGAGAAAAGGCAAAAACUAGUGUUGAAGCAGGAGUUUAAAUCUGUGUACGGUGUUAACGAUGCACACGUUCUGUGACACUGGAUCCAAGAUUUCAGGUUGACUUGAACGCGUCCAUGUAGCGCACAAGGUUAUUGUUUUCAUUUAAAA
Molecule: messenger RNA, 2022 nt
Organism: Trichomycterus rosablanca
Lineage: Eukaryota; Metazoa; Chordata; Actinopteri; Siluriformes; Trichomycteridae
Gene: kctd16b
Product: potassium channel tetramerization domain containing 16b
Exons: 3
Coding region: 579-1877 (432 amino acids)
Biological process (GO): protein homooligomerization; regulation of G protein-coupled receptor signaling pathway
Cellular component (GO): presynaptic membrane; signaling receptor complex; postsynaptic membrane
Molecular function (GO): protein binding
Source: RefSeq, a predicted model, not a curated record